Messenger RNA from Linum tenue, 1566 nucleotides. Lineage: Eukaryota; Viridiplantae; Streptophyta; Magnoliopsida; Malpighiales; Linaceae. The record is from the annotation of a GenBank genome assembly.
AUGGCAUCGCCUCUCCUAAUCCCUUUCCUAACACUCCUCGCCACCUUCGUCAUCGCAACCACCACUCUAACCCUAAUAACCAAACUCUUCGGCACCAAGCAUCCACGUCACCGCCCACCGCCAGGCCCACGUCGGGUCCCGAUCAUCGGAAACCUCCACCAGCUCGUCUCCGCCCUCCCGCACCGCCGCCUCCGCGACCUGGCCCACAAGCACGGUCCCGACAUCAUGCACCUCCAGCUCGGCGAGCUGUCCCACAUCGUCAUCUCCUCCGCGGAAGCCGCCAGAGAAGUCAUGAAGACGCACGACGUCGUUUUCGCGUCCCGGCCUUCCAUCCUCGGCGCCGACAUCGUGGUCUACGCGGGGAAAGACCUCGCCUUCACUCCCUACAACGACUUCUACCGCAAGCUCCGCAAAACCUGCGUGGUCGAGCUCCUUGGGGCCCACCGGGUCCGUUCUUUCCGGCCCAUCAGGGAGAAGGAGGCGGCGGCGCUCGUCGACAGCCUGUCCCGUAGCGCCGCCAAAGGGGAGACCGUGGAUGUCGGGAAGGCUCUGUUCCAGCUCACCAGCCGGGCGACUCGGGGGUCGGCGUUUGGCAAGCUGGCUGGUGACGUUGACGGGGAGGAGUUCUUUAAGAUGGUGGAGAGGAUUGCUGACGUGUUGGGAGGGUUCAGGGUGUCUGACCUGUUCCCGUCGCUGACGUGGCUUCCGGUGGUGACAGGGUUUAAAAGUCAACUCAUGGAGAUUCACAGGAAGUUGGAUCGGAUGCUUGACGACAUGAUCAGUGAAUAUAAAGAGAGAAGAGCCGCCGCCGUUGCCGCUGCCGGGAAGGGAGUUGGCGGAGGAGUAGUGGAGACGGAGGAUCUGCUGGAUGUUCUCCUCAAUCUUCACGAAAGUCAGAGCCUUGAUUUCAGUUUGACCUUGGAAAACGUCAAAGCAGUCACCCUUGAGAUAUUCCUUGCUGGAGUAGAGACGUCAGCCACAGCAAUGGACUGGACGAUGGCGGAACUCGUGAGAGACCCUAGAGUGAUGCGAAUCGCACAAGAAGAAGUUAGACGAGUGUAUCGUGGAAAGCAUGUCGUUGAUGAAUCAAGUGUCCAUGAAUUGGAAUAUUUGGACAUGGUUAUCCAAGAAAGUUUAAGAUUGCAUCCGCCACUUCCGUUACUUCUCCCAAGAGAAAGCACCGAGCAGGUGCAGGUCAUGGGGUACGAUAUUCCACCCAAAACAAAAGUAAUCGUCAACGGCUGGGCGAUCGGGAGAGAUCCUCGUUACUGGGGCGCAGAUGCCGAGAAAUUUUAUCCAGAGAGAUUCCUUAAAAGCACGAGCAACUACAAGGGGACGGAUCAUUUCGACUUUAUUCCCUUCGGAGCCGGAAGGAGGAUGUGUCCUGGAAUUUUAUACGGAACAUCGGUUGUUAAACUUACUCUGGCGAAUCUGCUCUUUCAUUUCGACUGGAAGCUUCCCGAUGGAUCGAAGCCCGAGGACUUGGACAUGACUGAGCGUUUUGGAUCUUCGGCCAGAAGAGAAUGCAACCUGUGUUUGAUUCCCGUUGCAUAUGACGCGAUGUAA